This is a messenger RNA of Gastrolobium bilobum, 1581 nucleotides long. RefSeq names its product protein WVD2-like 7. The record is from RefSeq and is a predicted model, not a curated record. The transcript has 8 exons. The coding region runs from base 13 to 1581 and encodes 522 amino acids. NCBI's taxonomy places the organism in Eukaryota, Viridiplantae, Streptophyta, Magnoliopsida, Fabales, Fabaceae.
UUGUACUGAAACAUGGGAGACUCAACAUGUUUCAUGCAACCGUUUUGUUAUGCUUCUGGCAUUUCCAAUGAAGCCAACGAGAGCAACCCAAUUCAUGCACUUGGUCAAUCAAUCUCUUUUGGGAGGUUUAUGUCUGAGUCCCUUGCAUGGGAAAAAUGGUCUAGUUUCUCCCACAACCGCUAUGUUGAAGAGGCAGAGAGGUUUUCAAGACCUGGUUCAGUUGCACAGAAGAAGGCUUUCUUUGAAGCUCACUACAAGAAACUCGCUGCUCAAAAGGCUGCUUUGCUUGAACAAGCAAACAAUGCCUCACAAAACAAUGCCACAGGACAAGAAAAUGUGGGAGUAAUUGACAACAUCAUGCAUGAUUCACAGAUAAGUCCUAAAAGUGAAAUGGUUGUCAAGGAAGAACAAGAUGCAAAGGUUUUGAGUUUGACCUCAGAAUCAGAUAUCAUGGUCAGAGCCAAUGAGCAUGAUUCAAGUUUAAAUGUAGAGGCAAGUAUUAUACCUGAAAGUAACAAGGUAGAGGAAGCUGAACCAGAGAUGGAACAAAUGGCUGGUCUUGGGAACUCAAUGAAGGUUGAAUUGCAAAACCUGCUUGAAGAUGUUCAUACUCAGAAGGAACAGCAAAGUGAAAAGCUUAGUAAAACUCCUCCAAUUAUGACACCAAUAAUGAAGUUAUUGCAGAAGGGCUCUAACUUUGAUGAUGAAGUUUUGGCAUCAAUGGGUAAGAAGAAACCACCGGUUUCUUCCAUCAUGUUGUUAAAGGCUAACGGAACCUCCAAGUUCACCUCCACACCUGUCAAAUCCACAGCUCCUAUUUCUUUCAAAAGAGACAACAAUAUUGCUACCCCAAUGAGCAAUAAGCCUGCUGCAUUAAGCACUGCAGAUAAAGAGAGAUCUACUCAUAAGUCACUUCAAAUGUCAGUUAAUUUUACACCCAUUAGAGAACUUAAUAGAUUGACCGCAUCAGUCAUGAGGAAAUUUGAAAGUACAAGAGUUGGUGCUGGUUCUUCCAAGGCUUCAAAGGAUAGCUUGACUCCUCUAAGAACCCCAACUAUGGCUUCUAAGGAGAUGCAAAAGCAUUCAUCAUUGACCCCAUUAACAGAAAAGAAAAGGAAUAAAAUGAGAUCCCCAAUUAUAUCAUCCCCUUUCAGCUUGAGGACAGAAGAAAGGGCCGCAAGAAGAAAGAAGAAACUUGAGGAAAAAUUCAAUGCUGAUGAAGCACAAAAAGUGCAGCUGCAUACAAAACUCAAGGAGAAAGCAGAAAUAGAGAUUAGAAAACUACGCCAAAGCUUGUGCUUCAAAGCCAGGCCACUACCUGAUUUUUACAAUGAAAGGAAAGCAUCAAAAAAUGAGACAAGAAAGGACCCACUGAAACAUACUGCAUCACCUAAAGGGGGAAGAAAACACAUCCACAGUGGUGUGGCAGAGAACUAUUCUUUACCUCCAAACAGACCUUCACUGAAAAACAAUGGCACCAAGAAUUUCCAGGGAAAGGGUGGUCGCACCUUGACUAAUCCUCUUGAGAAUACAUCACCAAAUAUUCAGCAUGGAAACCAGAAUGACAGAAGUUACAAAUAA